AACCCAGCCUAUUUGCAGCAAAGCAUGCGUUGUGGUCUUUCAAGCGUCCAAGAUGGCGACGUCCAUGGAGUAAUGUAAGCGUGAUUUCUGGAAUAUUCACCGAAGACAGGAAAGGAAUACCAGCAGUGUCGAGAACAGUAACAUGGCAGAAGGGAGUAACAAUGGAUCCAAUUCACAUCGUCCUAACCUUCAGGGUGUGCUGCGCUUAGCUGUAGAAGCCAGCACAUCAUCAGAUGACCCUCUGGUUUCUGAACCAAUGUCCGAAGAGAGGAAGGCUUGGUUGCAGGAAGCACUUUCUGAUCUUUGUAGAGGACAACUGGACGAGGUUCAGCAAAUGAAAGAGUGCCUAGAGAUUCUGAACACUUCUGAAGAAAGGAGUAGUGAAGAAGAAGAAGAAAGAGAUGAUGAACAGUUAAGGAAAAAAGAAGCAGCUCUUGAACAUUUGGCAGAUCUCUGUGAAAAUCUGGAUAAUGCAUGUGACUUGGUAAAGCUAGGUGGCCUAGAGUUUAUUGUCUCACGUUUAUUGAAUGAUCCUUCUUCUGGUAUCCGUUGGAGAUCAGCUCAUUUAAUAGGCUGUGCCUGUCAGAACAUGCCUGCUGUUCAGAGUCAUCUUCUAACUCUCAAAGCACUACCAAAUCUUUUGGAAUUAGUGGACAAGGAUCUAAAUGAUUCUGUGCGCAUCAAAGCUCUCUAUGCUGUUUCCUGUCUGGUCCGGGAAGAAGAAUCGGCUUUUCAAGAAUUCCUCCAACUUGAUGGCUUUUCGGUUUUGCUUCGAGGAAUGCAGUCAGGUCUUGACAAGCUACGUACCAAAUCUGCUUUUCUUCUUCACAAUUUGCUGAUAUCACAUCCAGAACAUAGAGAUACACUGAUUUCAAUGGGAAUGGUUCAGCAACUUGUGUCUGUGCUUAGGAUGGAUCACCAGUCUUUUCACGAAUAUGUACUUGGUGCCCUUUGCAGUCUUGUGAACGAUUCACCACAUGGUGUGAGGGAAUGCCAGUCUCCCCGUCUUCACCUUGAGGAAUUACUACACAAGAAGACUGAAGACUUGUCAGGAAGAGAAGAAUGUCAGGAAGUGCUGCAGUACUGUGACCAUCUGCUGAAGUCUUGCUUUCAUAUGCAGUGUGAAGAAAAUGCAAUGGACCGAUGAUGAUGAUGAUAAUUACAUUAUUUUUUUUUUUUCUUCAUCUUAAUUUUGGUGAUUUCUUUAAGCAGAUAUUACCAGAUUACAGAUGGUUUAUCUUUUCUACACUUACUAAAGUUAAAGCUUCUAAUAACUCUUCUCUUUUUCAUUAUGAGGUUACAGUUUCAUUAUGAAAUAAAAAUAAUAAUUAUAUAGUU
Polypterus senegalus (gray bichir) is the source of this 1338-nucleotide messenger RNA. RefSeq names its product HSPA (heat shock 70kDa) binding protein, cytoplasmic cochaperone 1 (gene hspbp1). The record is from RefSeq and is a predicted model, not a curated record. NCBI's taxonomy places the organism in Eukaryota, Metazoa, Chordata, Cladistia, Polypteriformes, Polypteridae. The coding region runs from base 143 to 1147 and encodes 334 amino acids. The transcript has 8 exons.